AUUCAUUUAGUUCACAUUUGUAUUGCCACGGAGUCGUUAUGGAAAUGCCACGAGGCUGGGGAAAGGCCACGGGUUCCUGAACGCGGAUCUCCCGCGGUCGCCGCCAAGCAAACCCAUCGCUCAGGAGCAUCACUCACUGCACCCACGCAGCUUACUACUCUUUGACACUGAAUAGUCAACUGCGGACGGACUUCUUUGUCGCAACCUAUCUUUCCCGCGUUCUCCUUUGAAUCUCUCCCCUCGCAACAGUCAAGAUGGGCGCCGCAAAGAACAAGUACUCGGUCAUUCUCCCAACCUACAAUGAGCGGAAGAACCUCCCUAUUAUCUGCUGGUUGUUGGAGCGCACCUUCCGUGAAAACAACCUGGACUGGGAAGUUGUCAUCGUCGACGAUGGCUCCCCCGACGGCACCCUUGAAGUCGCCAAACAGCUCCAGAAGCUCUGGGGCCCCGAACAUAUCAACCUGAAGCCGCGUGAGGGCAAACUCGGUCUUGGAACAGCCUACGUUCACGGUCUUCAAUACGCCACAGGCAACUAUGUUAUCAUUAUGGACGCCGACUUCAGCCACCACCCCAAAUUCAUCCCAGAGAUGAUUCGCAUCCAGAAGGAAACGGACGCCGAUAUUGUCACGGGCACGCGGUACGCCAGUCGCGACAACAUCAAGGGUGGUGUGUACGGCUGGGAUCUAUUCCGGAAGUUUACGUCGCGAACGGCCAACCUCAUCGCCGAUGUCAUGCUCAUGCCUGGUGUGAGCGAUUUGACGGGCAGCUUCCGGUUGUACAAGAAGAGUGUAUUGGAGAAGGUCAUCCAUAGCACCCAGAGCAAGGGGUACAGUUUCCAGAUGGAGAUGAUGGUGCGGGCCAAGGCCAUGGGCUUCAAAGUUCAGGAGUGCCCGAUCACCUUCGUUGAUCGAUUGUACGGAGAGAGUAAGCUGGGCGGUUCUGAGAUUGUGGAGUACUUGAAGGGUGUUUUUACCUUGUGGUUGAAGGUCUGAAUGGUUUCUUUGACCUCUGUUGUUUGGGGUCUUUGUUCAGGGGCCGCUCGGUGGUCUUCGAUAUACUAGUAUACCCUCCGUUUUCGUCUCUCUUGCGGCAAAGCUUUCUUAAUCUUUCUUG
Aspergillus caelatus is the source of this 1113-nucleotide messenger RNA. RefSeq names its product dolichyl-phosphate beta-D-mannosyltransferase. The transcript is spliced from 2 exons. NCBI's taxonomy places the organism in Eukaryota, Fungi, Ascomycota, Eurotiomycetes, Eurotiales, Aspergillaceae. Bases 255 to 992 code for a protein of 245 amino acids. Gene Ontology annotation, biological process: protein O-linked glycosylation via mannose; GPI anchor biosynthetic process. The record is from RefSeq and is a predicted model, not a curated record. Gene Ontology annotation, molecular function: dolichyl-phosphate beta-D-mannosyltransferase activity. Gene Ontology annotation, cellular component: endoplasmic reticulum membrane.